Fonsecaea erecta is the source of this 696-nucleotide messenger RNA. RefSeq lists its product as hypothetical. The record is from RefSeq and is a predicted model, not a curated record. Bases 1 to 696 code for a protein of 231 amino acids. Lineage: Eukaryota; Fungi; Ascomycota; Eurotiomycetes; Chaetothyriales; Herpotrichiellaceae. Gene Ontology annotation, molecular function: 4-alpha-hydroxytetrahydrobiopterin dehydratase activity. Gene Ontology annotation, biological process: tetrahydrobiopterin biosynthetic process. The transcript has a single exon.
AUGUAUCCCUCAUUUCCACGACGGCACUUGUCACUUUCCUCGAGUGGUCCAAUCACAAUCUCCGAGGACCGCCAGACCGUCACAUUCCGUCUGAACAAUGGCGAGACAAUCACGCAGAAGAUUUCGCCUACCCCGAAAGCAAACCGUGACAAGCUUGCAAACGCCCUGGCCUCACUACUUUCCACACCGGAAACCUUUAAGCCGAGCAAUCUCUCGUUGAAGCCUUCAUCCGGCUUGUCGUUUGGCACGACCCAAUGGCACCUCGAUGCCCUCGGCGAUGCUAUACAUCGACACACGGCUCACCCUUCCGCCAAAGAACGCGAGGAAGCGGAAAAGUUGAUCAUGGCUGAGGCCGAGGAAAUGAACCAUCAUCCACACAUUGCCCGUGGAGAGUUUGGCGGAGAAGACAAAUACAUGACUAUCACAUGUACAACCCACAGUCCUCGAGGGCUGAGCGUUCGAGACACCAGGCUGGCGCAUAAGAUCAACGCGAUUUUGGAUGCGUUCGAGGCCAUGGAGCCUAUGAGUAUUGAUGCUGCACAAGAUCUGGGCGAAGCCGAGAAACAGCUCGCUGUACACCGCGAACGGAUGAUUGCCCUCAACCGGCAGAAGAUCUCCGAAGCCUUAGAAAGCUGCUCCUGCGAUACAGCGAAAUCAAAAUCUACAACUUCACCAGAAGGGGCUUCAGCUCCAUAG